Molecule: messenger RNA, 1385 nt
Organism: Loxodonta africana (African savanna elephant)
Lineage: Eukaryota; Metazoa; Chordata; Mammalia; Proboscidea; Elephantidae
Gene: FOXS1
Product: forkhead box S1
Exons: 1
Coding region: 79-1119 (346 amino acids)
Biological process (GO): cell differentiation; regulation of transcription by RNA polymerase II; anatomical structure morphogenesis
Molecular function (GO): RNA polymerase II cis-regulatory region sequence-specific DNA binding; DNA-binding transcription factor activity, RNA polymerase II-specific
Source: RefSeq, a predicted model, not a curated record
UUGCCUUUCCAGGCUGGGAGGCUGGGCCAGUAGGCCUUUUAACCAGCCUGGGCAGGCUGCUCCAGACACCAGCCCUGGAUGCAGUGCCUGGCCCCUGUGGUCCCAGCAGCCGCCAGCCCAGCCGGCAUGCAGCAACAGCCCCUGCCUGGGCCCCUGGGCCCUGCGGCAGAACCCACCAAGCCUCCCUACAGCUACAUAGCACUGAUUGCCAUGGCCAUCCAGAGCUCGCCGGGCCAGCGGGCCACCCUUAGCGGCAUCUACCGCUACAUCAUGAACCGCUUCGCCUUCUACCGCCACAAUCGGCCCGGCUGGCAGAACAGCAUCCGCCACAACCUGUCGCUCAACGAGUGCUUUGUCAAGGUGCCCCGUGAUGACCGCAAGCCAGGCAAGGGCAGCUACUGGACGCUGGACCCCGACUGCCACGACAUGUUCGAGCAUGGCAGCUUCCUGCGCAGACGCCGGCGCUUCACCAGGAGGGCAGGGGCUGAGGGCGCCAAGAGCCCUGCCAAGACCCGCCGUGGACCCCUCCGAAUGACCAGCCGGGACCCAGGAGCUCCUGACGCUGCAACUGGCAGGCAGUGCCCAUUCCCACCCGAGCUGCCAGAGCCCAAGGGCCUAAGCUUUGGGGGUCUGGUGGGGGCCUUGCCAGCCAGCAUAUGCCCAGCAACCACUGAUGCCAGGCCUCAGCUGCCCACAGAGCCCAAAGAGAUGCCCACAUCCAAGCAGACAGGCCCAGGGGAGCUCCCUGCGGCCACGUCGCCCUCCCCAUGUCCAGCAUUUGGCUUCCCAGGCGGCUUCUCUGAGCCUGAGGGUUUCAACAAGACCCCCACACCCAUCUUGACCACCGAGGCAGGUAUUGGGAACAGCUACCAGUGCCGGCUGCAGGCACUGAAUUUCUGCAUGGGGGCUGAUCCAGGCCUUGAGCACCUCUUGGCCUCAGCAGCCCCCUCCCCUGCAUCCCCCACCCCUCCAGCCUCACUCCGGGCCCCACUGCCCCUGCCAGCUGACCCUAAGGAACCCUGGGUUGCAGGCAGCUUCCCUGUCCAGGGAGGUCCCGGCUACCCACUGGGGCUGACCCCCUGUCUAUACCGGACGCCAGGAAUGUUCUUCUUUGAGUGAAGACAACCUGGUCUCAGGCAGUCCCUGCGGGACCCCUGCAACCACCACCCGCCAGGCUGCGCCUGACUCUGGGACCAGGAGAGCUCUUGAAGGACCUAACCCUGGCAAGCCGAGGACAGCCAGGCCAGGAAGCCAGGAUGGAAGCAGUGAAAGCUCGGCCAGGCCCCUAGGGCCUCAGGACAAACUUGGGGGUGAGGGGAAGCAGACGGGCCCCUUGGGGUUUACUCUGUGGCUCUCAGGGCCAAUAAAGCCAGUGUGAUGAUGAA